AUGGAGUCAGACAUUUUGCAAACCUCCCAGGAAGCACUCACCUGCUUGAUUUGCCGAGGCAUCUUUAUGGAUCCAGUCUUGUUAAGGUGUGACCAUAAUUUCUGCAAGGCCUGUCUCAUCCUUUCUUCAGAAGAUAUCAGAAUCCCAGACCUCUGCCCUGAAUGUAGGGAACCAUCCCCGCAGAUGUUCAUAAAUUAUAUCACUAUGAAGACUCUGGAAUCUACUGCGAGAGAACACAGGAUCAUGAAGUAUUUGAGUUCUGAGGAUCACAAGUGUGUGAUCCACAAGGAGAGAAAGACAAAAUUCUGUGGUGAGAGCAGUGCCCUCCUCUGUCAAUUGUGUUCUGACUCCCAGGAUCACAGAGGUCACAGACACUGCACCAUUGAACUGCGUGUUACAAAGCAAAUGGACUUUUUGACCCUACGGGAGGAAAUGAUCAGGUCAGAGUAUAGCAAACUAUAUCCACCCAACGAUGAAGAAGAGAAUCAACAAAUGGAGUUUAUGAAAAAUCAAAGCAAUACUAUUUUAGAUGAGCUCAAGAAAAGUGAAGCCAUGAUGGUCCACAAGAGGAGUCAACUAAUAGAAUUGUAUCAGGAGCUGAAGGCGAUGUCCCAGAAGCCAUAUGAGGUGUUGCUGCUGCAGGAUUUGGACGACUUGUUCAGAAGGAGUGAGUUAGUGCAGCUGACACAGUGUAUGAAACCAAAACUCAGUGUCCUUCCCAAUACUGGGCUGGCUGCAAGGUUCAACCACUUCCAAGUGAAAAUUUUCUUUCAAAAUUUAGUCCUGUUCAAGUGCCAGCCAAGACGAUUUUUUAAUUUCAGAAGACUCAGCUUUAGACCCCGCAAUGACAUUCCAUUUCUGGAUGUACCUGGAUCUUAUCGUACUUCCUGGGGAGCAGAGAGCUUUACCACUGGAAAAUAUUACUGGGAGCUGGAUUUGAAGGACCAUGAGCAAUGGGCUGUAGGGGUCUGUUACAAUUUCUGGUUGAGAAACUUUGAUAUUGGAUCUGAAGGUGCAUUUCUUCUUGUGUGUUUGAAGGACGGUGAUGUUUACAGUCUUCUCACCACCUGCCCAUCAUUGCACCACUAUAUAGAGAAGCCAGCUGGCCGGGUUGGCGUGUUCCUUGAUUGUGAGGGUGGAUAUGUGAGUUUCCUGGAUGUAGCCAAGAGUUCCCUCAUAUACAGCUACUGCCCUGGAACUUUCUAUUACACUGUCAGGCCUUACUACUGUACUGUCUGCACAUGA
Molecule: messenger RNA, 1245 nt
Organism: Apodemus sylvaticus (European woodmouse)
Lineage: Eukaryota; Metazoa; Chordata; Mammalia; Rodentia; Muridae
Product: tripartite motif-containing protein 43C-like
Exons: 5
Coding region: 1-1245 (414 amino acids)
Molecular function (GO): zinc ion binding; protein binding
Source: RefSeq, a predicted model, not a curated record